Messenger RNA from Oryzias melastigma (Indian medaka), 855 nucleotides. RefSeq names its product activation-induced cytidine deaminase (gene aicda). The record is from RefSeq and is a predicted model, not a curated record. Gene Ontology annotation, molecular function: cytidine deaminase activity; RNA binding; zinc ion binding. Gene Ontology annotation, cellular component: nucleus; cytoplasm. The coding region runs from base 220 to 855 and encodes 211 amino acids. Lineage: Eukaryota; Metazoa; Chordata; Actinopteri; Beloniformes; Adrianichthyidae. Gene Ontology annotation, biological process: cytidine to uridine editing. The transcript is spliced from 4 exons.
AAAGUUGUGAAACUGAGAAUGAGAAAAAGGUUUGUAAGUGAAUGUUAACAGUUGUCUCCCUGUCCGUCACUCGUGUUUGGUUAACCACAGGUUUUACAUGGAUUUCUUGUCAGAUUUGAAGGUGAAUCAGUCUGAGUCAUCUGCAAAGCGAAAUGCUAGAGUUGUCAUGUCGAUGACUAUUUGACAUCGUGCUGCACAAAACAAUUACAAAUCAUUUCAAUGCUUUCAUUCGUUCCUAGUGUGCUUCUACCCAAAAAGAAGUUCAUCUACCAUUACAAGAACAUGCGCUGGGCAAGAGGUCGACAUGAAACCUACCUCUGCUUUGUGGUGAAAAGGAGAGUGGGUCCAGAAUCACUGUCCUUUGACUUUGGACAUCUCCGCAAUCGUAAUGGCUGUCAUGUGGAGCUUUUGUUCCUGCGCCACCUGAGUGCUUUGUGUCCUGGUUUAUGGGGAUAUGGAGCAACUGGACAGGGAAGGGUCAGCUAUUCCAUCACCUGGUUUUGCUCUUGGUCCCCUUGUGCCAACUGUUCUUUUAGAAUAGCCCAGUUUCUCAGCCAGACCCCCAAUCUCCGUCUUAGGAUUUUUGUCUCCCGUCUGUAUUUCUGUGACAUGGAGGACAGCCGUGAGAGAGAAGGCUUGCGGAUGCUGAAAAAAGUUGGUGUUCACAUCACAGUCAUGAGUUACAAAGAUUACUUUUAUUGCUGGCAAACCUUUGUGGCUCGGAAACAAAGCAAAUUUAAACCCUGGGAUGGACUGCACCAAAACUCUGUUCGGCUUUCAAGGAAACUCAACCGCAUCUUACAGCCCUUUGAGACAGAAGAUUUCAGAGAUGCAUUCAAGCUUCUUGGACUGUGA